Sitodiplosis mosellana (orange wheat blossom midge) is the source of this 2870-nucleotide messenger RNA. It is a transcript of the gene Oatp26F, whose product is annotated as solute carrier organic anion transporter family member 4A1. The coding region runs from base 460 to 2598 and encodes 712 amino acids. The transcript has 8 exons. Gene Ontology annotation, molecular function: protein binding. Gene Ontology annotation, cellular component: membrane. The record is from RefSeq and is a predicted model, not a curated record. Gene Ontology annotation, biological process: sodium-independent organic anion transport; transmembrane transport. NCBI's taxonomy places the organism in Eukaryota, Metazoa, Arthropoda, Insecta, Diptera, Cecidomyiidae.
UCGGUUUACACCAAAAGGAGACCGAUUUCUGUGCUCGUUUGCCGUUGAAUGAACGCAUCACGCAUAUAAUGUGUUGUGUGUGUCUCUCUCUCUGUCAAUUGUUUACGUUUAUUAAUUCAAAGGCAUGCGCAAAAUAAAAUAUUCGGCUCUUCGAACAAUUGAUUGAGUUACGCGCUCGUUCGCUGAACGUGCUUCUUAUCCCAAAGAAUUGGAUGGGUAACCGUGCUUCUUUGAGCUUCAAUUGAAACGCCUCACAGCCACACGACUCAGUUUUUGAUUUGAAUCUGGAGGAAACGGUUGCACUUAGAAUUUGGCAGCCGACGGUUACACUUCGUUCUUUUGGUGCAUAGGUUUCGUUUGCAUUAUGUGUUGAAAGUGAAAUAUUCGGCGGAAUUUCGUUCUCUUAAGAUAAUUUGUGGUUUGAAAGUGUAAAAAAAAAACACUCGGUUUGUUCUGAAAAUGUCGUCAGAAGAUUUGGAAGGAACAAAUAGCCCGUCGUUAUCACAUGGUAACAAGUCGAACGGUGCCAAUUUUUCCGAUUGUGACCAAACGGACGAAAAUUUGAUAAGCAGCCCAACGGUUAGUGAUUCAAUUAAAUGUGGUCGAAAAACGUUCGGCUGGUGCGGUUAUCAACCGAAGUGUUUACAGAAUUUUCUGUCGGCUAAAUGGGCACUGUUUUGGAUGUGUUGGGCUGGCGCAUUACAAGGUUUGCUUGUAAACGGAUGUAUUAAUGUUGUGAUCACCACGAUUGAGAAGCGAUUCGGAUUGCGUUCAUCACAAACUGGAUUGGUGGCGAGUGGAUAUGACAUUGCAUCGUUUGUAUGCCUGGUGCCAGUUACUUAUUUCGGAGGCAGGCCAAAUGCAUCGAAACCGCGGUGGAUUGGGAUCGGCAUGAUUAUUAUGGGAUUGGGUUCAAUGGUAUUUUCAUUACCGCAUUUUUUGGUCGGCUCAUAUCGUGCAACAAGUGUCGAAGCAAACGUUUGCCUCACCGAAUCCAAUGCAAAUACGACAUGCACGGAAAAAAUGGCCGGUUCAAGUGGUGAUGAUCUCUCAUGGAAUGUUUGGUUCUUCUUUUUGGCACAACUAUUACACGGAAUGGGUGCUGCACCUUUGUUCACGCUCGGUGUCACCUUCAUCGAUGAGAAUGUUUCGAAAAAGAUGUCCUCUGUUUAUUUGGGUAUUUACUACACCAUGACAAUCAUUGGACCAGCCGUGGGCUAUGUCGUUGGAGGUCAACUACUGCUCCUCUACACGGAUUUCUUAACGGUGGAUCCAUUGACAUUUGGACUGACGCCGCAGAGCAAAGUGUUUGUUGGCGCUUGGUGGAUUGGAUUCGUGUUUAUUGCGUUAAUUUGUUUACUUUUGAGCAUACCGAUUCUCGCUUAUCCAUCUUCGUUGCCAGGUUCAGAGAAGCUGCAACAAGUUAAAGUCUCGGAAGCGCACAGCAGUAGUAACCGAAAACAAUACUCAAAACUACGUGAAAUGCACAAAGCAAUAUUUGCUUUGCUUCAGAAUCCGACGCUUUUAUUCUUGAACUUGGCCGGAGCGUCGGAGGGUUUGAUUAUUGCUGGGUUUGCAGCUUUUUUGCCCAAGCAAAUUGAAAAUCAAUUCAGUGUAACAGCGAUCUCUGCCGCAUUGAUUAUGGGAUUAAUUACAGUGCCAGCUGGAGGUGGUGGCACUUUCUUUGGCGGAUAUUUGGUGAAGAAAUUCAAUCUGGCCUGCUCAGGAAUCAUCAAAAUGUGCUUGGUUUCAACGGCAAUCGCGACCUGUUUCACAGUUUGUUUCUUCAUUUCGUGUCCGAAUAUGCAUUUUGCUGGCAUCACUGGCCCAUAUCGAACACAGGCGCAAACAUUUGAAACGAAUACAAUCAGACCAACGCCGAAUUUUGCGGAGAAAUAUCGUCUGGAAAGUGAAUGCAACAGCAUGUGCAAAUGCAGUCGAUCGCAUUAUGAGCCGAUUUGUGGUAUUGACAACAUCUUAUACUUCAGUCCAUGUCACGCUGGUUGUUUCAAAGAAUUGAAUAUGGACAAUUCCAAAGUUUAUCUCGAUUGCGAAUGUAUUUCAGCGCCGAACAAUAAAACUCAAGAUCGAGGCUACGAUGCAAUUAACACCAUGUGCACAACCGAAUGCAACAAUCUAUGGUAUUUUGUUAGUCUGUGCUUUUUUGUCAUGUUCUUCACCUUUCUUAGCACAAUGCCAGCUCUUUCCGCCACACUCAGAUGCGUGCACAGUGAGCAACGGUCAUUUGCACUGGGCAUCCAAUGGAUCGUUGUACGAAUUCUGGGUACCAUACCGGCUCCCAUGAUAUUCGGCUCACUAAUUGACGAUUCGUGCAUUUUGUGGCAAGAAUCAUGUAACGAGGCCGGAGCUUGUCUUGUUUACGAUAACAUGAGCUUAAGCAGAUACAUGCUUUAUCUUGCAUUGACGGCCAAACUUUGUUCCACGAUCUUCUUCUUCGGGGCAUGGUUCAGUUACGUUCCACCGAAGCAUAUUCAAGCCAAUGACCAAGAAUCGAAUGAAAAUACUCAAGACGAACGCGAACCGGAGGUUAUCAUGUACAAUAACAAUCGAACAGAUCACACCGAUGAUCAUUUUUAAAAAAACAAUCAUUGCAACUACUCUGACUCAUUCUCUUUUUCGUCGUAAGCCGUAAAUUAAUAGGGAAUUUUUGAUACAAUCGUUCAAUGACCCAGAUUGACUCAAAUUUCAUAUUUAUAAUGCCAAGUAGAUUUUUGAUAAGAAACAUCCGAUAAAUUAAUGUGUCAUUUCAUUCAUUGUGUAAAUUACAUCGUAAGUUUAAGCUCAAAAAGCUCGUAGCGAAGCGCAAAGCAUUGAAAUAAAUCAAUUUUCAUUCAUCAAUUUUAUUCGAA